Molecule: messenger RNA, 1786 nt
Organism: Tuber melanosporum (Perigord truffle)
Lineage: Eukaryota; Fungi; Ascomycota; Pezizomycetes; Pezizales; Tuberaceae
Exons: 5
Coding region: 92-1657 (521 amino acids)
Biological process (GO): N-glycan processing
Cellular component (GO): glucosidase II complex
Molecular function (GO): protein binding
Source: RefSeq, a predicted model, not a curated record
CACAUCCUCGGGCUUCACGACGAACGCGACUCGCCGCCAAUUGGGUCUUACUUACUGCAGUCUCUUUUCUCAAAAAAAUAAUAAUAAAAGAAUGCGGAGAGGAAGUAUUCUCCUGUUAUUAUCCAGCGCGUCUAUAGCUACCGCUUCAUCAUCACCUCGGGGUGUUUCUCCGGAAGACGCAAAUCUCUAUACAUCAUGCGGUGAAAAAACCUUUACCUGCCUCACAAACCCACACGUUACCAUCCCCUACGAAAACGUGAACGACGACUACUGUGAUUGUCCGGACGGCAGCGACGAACCCGGAACCUCCUCGUGCUCCCACCUUCCCCACAAAUCCCUCGCGAUCCGCGGGUUCUACUGCAAGAACGAAAAGCACACGCCGGCGUUCCUACCACUCAGUCGAGUAAAUGACGGGAUCUGUGACUACGAGAUCUGCUGUGAUGGGUCGGACGAAUGGGCUGGUGUGGGAGGAGUCAAGUGCGAGAAUAAAUGCGGAGAGAUUGGGAAAGCUGCUGGCAAACUGGCGGCUGAGAAGGGGAGGUUAAGGGAUGAGGGGGUGAGGAAGAAGAAAGAACUGCUUGGUAGGGCGAAGACUAUGAGGAUUGAGUUGGAGUAUAAUGUCAAGACUACUCGGGUAAGGAUUGAGGCCUUGGAGGGGAAGGUCAGGCGGCUGGAAGUUCAACUUCGGGAGACAGAAGAGGAGGAGAAGUUGAAGAUGGCUAAGCAGCCGAAGGAGGGGUCAAAGUUGGGGAUUUUGAUCUCUCUUGCUAGGGAGAGAAUGCAGGAGCUCAAGAGCUCUUUGGAGAGGGUGAGGGAUGAUAGGGAUUCUGCCAGAAGCAAAUUGGAGAAGGCCGAGGGGAUUUUGAAGGCACUAAAGGAGGGGUAUAAUCCUAACUUUAAUGACGAAGGGGUUAAGGCUGCCCGAGAUCUCAAUAGCCUUCUUGAUGAAGACGAAAUUGAUUGGGAGGGAUUCACUGAACCUGAUGAUGUUGCCGAAGGAGGCAUAAGAACCUGGGUCCACGAUAAGUUGGCAGACUUUAGACAAAUGCUUGUGGAAAACGGCCUAUUGGCAGCCAAGUCCGACGAUGGGAUGCCAGAGUCUAGAGCCCUGGCGUCGGCCCGCCAAGCCCUCGAAACCGGCAGAACGGAAGAAUCAGACACAAAAUCCCACCUAGAAACUCUUCUCUCAGACCUCACCUACCCCUACGGCCAAGACGACGUCUUCCGUCCUCUGAAGGGCGAAUGUAUAUCCUCCCAAUUCGGGGAAUACACCUACGAAUACUGCUUCCUCGGAACCGCAUACCAAAAGAGCCUUAAGGACUCCUCUUCCGUCUCCCUGGGAGAAUACUCCCGAAUCGAAGUGGACAAAUCCAUUAACGACGCCUCUGUCCGCGGCAUCUUCGAGAGCGGGUGGGAGGAGGCGCACGAUGAGGGGCUUAGCGGGACUAGCCUUAUUCACGAAAAUGGGCAGCAAUGCUGGAAUGGACCAAGGAGGAGUGUCAAGGUGGAUCUAUAUUGCAGUGCUGUUGACGAACUUAGGAGUGUUAGGGAGGAGGAGAAGUGUGUUUAUCGGUUUGAGGUUGGGACAGCGGCGGUUUGUGGAGGGGAAGAUGGACGUGGGGAGAAUACUGAAGAGAAUGUUAAGAGUGAAUUGUAGACUAUUUUGGGUGUUUUUCUUUCUUUCUUUCUUUUUCCCCUUCUACGAUACGAUAGUAAGCGCUUCCAGUUACCCCACCCCUUUGCCGAGUAUCAAAAAAAACGUAUUUAAACCCGAGUCUGACCUCUA